Molecule: messenger RNA, 4131 nt
Organism: Knipowitschia caucasica
Lineage: Eukaryota; Metazoa; Chordata; Actinopteri; Gobiiformes; Gobiidae
Source: the annotation of a GenBank genome assembly
AUGCACCGCUCCAUGCACCGCUCCAUGCACCGCUCCAUGCACCGCUCCAUGCACCGCUCCAUGCACCGCUCCAUGCACCGCUCCCACGGCACAGUGGACAUCCAGCCGUCUGCCUUUGGAGUUUCUGCAGUCUCUGGCGUCUCGGGAACCCAGAGCUCGUCUACGGCUCAGCGCGGCCCUCAACUCGUGCUGUGCACCACCAGCACUACUGCCCAGCAGCUGUGCGUUCAGCGGGACGGAAAUGCUCUCUAUGUCCAGCUUCAUGGGGAUUUAGUCAGGAGGCUUGACCCCUCUGAGAGGCCUCUACAGAUGGUUUAUGAAUACUUGACAGCUUUGGGAUACUCAGACCCAGUGCGGAGGCAACAGGAAGCAGCCAGCGCAGACCUCAGCUGUUUGAUCCGCUUUUACAGUGAGCGCCCAGUGAAUGCAGACCAACAAGAGCGCACCUUGCUCCAAGGUGUGUUCAGCGUAAGGAAAGGGAAGACGCAGUUGCACAAAUGGGCCGAGAGGCAGGUGGUCCUGUGUGGCACGAGUCUCAUCGUGGCUUCAGUGAAGGACAGUCUGACAGGAAAGAUGCACAUCAUGCCUCUGGUUGGAGGAAAGGUGGAGGAGGUAAAGAGAAGGCAGCUCUGCCUGAUGUUCAGCUCUGCAGGAUCACAGGCACAGACCUACUUUGUUAAUUUUGACACGUUGGUAGACUACCAGCGCUGGUAUCGACAAGCCAUGAAGGUAGUCUCCCAGACAGUCAGUCUGGUGGACCUGUCCUGCUACAGCCUCGAGACAGUGCCUGAAUACCUCUUUUAUUGCCAGGAUAUCACUCACCUAAACCUCCGACAUAAUUUCAUGGCCCUCGAAGGUUCUGGCAGUCUAAUCAAUCUUCCGAGAUUUUCUCAACUGAAAAGCUUGAACUUGUCCCACAACCGUCUGGGGGUGUUUCCUGAAUGUGUGUGUGAUGUCGUCACUCUGAACGAGCUCAACCUAUCAUGCAACAAUCUUUAUAACAUUCCGUCACAGAUUGGCAAGCUUCUUAGCCUGCAGACUCUGUUUUUGGAUGGGAAUCAUCUGGACCUUCUGCCUGAAGAGCUGGGGGGCCUUUCCCAGCUCAAUAGCCUGGGACUCUCCUUUAACAACUUUUCACAGAUCCCAGCCGUGUUGGAAAGACUGAGUGGUGUAGACAAACUGGCCAUGGCAGGCAACAGAGUGGAGAGUCUGGAGCUGUUUACGUUGGUCAAAAUAAACCAUCUGAAAAAUAUUGAUCUUCGUUUGAAUGGAUUACGGUGUGUGAAAAGUGACAUGCUGGAGGCAGUGAGUCAGGUCACUCAACUGGACUUGCGGGACAAUCAUUUGGCUUCCUUGGACCUCAGUUCUGUUUCAAACUUGGAGAUUUUGCACUGCCAGCGCAAUCAGCUGGGGAUGCUCACUCUCAGUGGAUUCACUCUCCGUAUGCUCAACGGCAGCAACAACCGCCUUACAACAGUAAGCAUUUAUCCUGUCCCAAACCUUCUGACACAUUUGGACAUAUCACAAAGAGACUUUGGAAACGUGGAGCCCGUACACGAGCCACGGGGUGGAGCGGUGGUUGCGGUUAUAUGCGGCUACGUGGAGCAGACCGAGCUACAGGACCGAGCUGCAGGACCGAGCUGCAGGACCGAGCUACAGGACCGAGCUACAGGACCGAGCUACAGGACCGAGCUGCAGGACCGAGCUACAGGACCGAGCUACAGGACCGAGCCAAGGACCGAGCUGCAGGACCGAGCUGCAGGACCGAGCUACAGGACCGAGCUACAGGACCGAGCUGCAGGACCGCGCACCGCAGAUCAUCGCUGGACAACAUUGGAUCACACAAAGGCGCCCAACGAUCGAGAUAGGAACCUUUUGGAGUACCUUCCUGAUUGGGUGUGUGACUGCAGCAAAAUUGAAACAGUGGAUGUUGCAUAUAACCUCCUAUCUGAGCUCCCAUCAAGAUUGCUCAGCAGUUUAAGUUUGAGGAAAUUGAUGGUGGGAAAUAAUAAUUUGCAGAAAGUGCCUGACCUCCUUGAUCACAUCCCUCUGGAGUCUCUGGACCUUCAGCACAAUAAGCUCUGUUCACUUCCAGAUAAUCUCUUUUGCAAAGCCUUGAAUCUUAAAUAUAUGAAUGCGUCAGCCAAUGCCUUGGAGAGUAUCCCCUCCUGCAUUCAAUCAGAAGAGAACCUCAGUACACUCCAGGAGCUGUACCUUACCGGAAAUAAUCUGAACGAGACCUGUGCUUCUGUGCUUGUGGGACACCAGAACCUGCGAGUGCUUCAUGUUGCUUUCAAUAAUCUACUCUCCUACCCACCCAGUAAACUAAGUAAACUGGAGUUUUUGGAAGAGCUGAACCUAAGUGGAAACAAAUUAAAGUUGAUUCCCUCAACAGUAUCCAGUUGUAAGAAAUUGCAUACACUUAUAGCGCACUCCAAUCACAUUACUGUAUUCCCGGAGAUCCUCAACCUUCCAGAGAUCAAGCAUGUCGACCUUAGCUGCAACGAGUUGACUGAAAUCCAGCUACCAGAAAACCUGCCUUCCUCUCUGCAAGAGCUUGACCUUACAGGCAAUAACUGCCUGACACUUGAGCACAAAGCCCUCAACCUCUUCAGCCACAUCACAACGUUAAAAAUAGAUCUGAAGAGCACCACAGCAGGAGAAUCACAGAGCGCCUCUACUCCAUGGAAUCAUGGAUUGUCAGAAACUCAUGGUCAAAGAAACAAGUUGUGUGUUUCUGUGCUGGCGAUUGAUCAGCUUGGAGACAGUACAGAAGCCUGCUAUGGUGUCUUUGAUGGAGAUCGCAAUGAAGAGAUACCGAGACUACUACAGUGCACAAUGGGAGAUGUGCUCUGUGAGGAAAUUCAGAACUCUAGCAUUGACUCAGUGUAUAUGUCCAACACAUUUCUAACAUCUCACAGAAAACUUGGCAUGGCUGGUCAGAAGCUUGGUGCCUCUGCCUUGAUUUGUUACAUUCACCAUGAGCCUUCAGAUCUCACAGGCUCCUUCAGUCUAACUGUGGCCAAUGUUGGGACUUGCCAGGCUGUACUCUGCCGCGAUGGUAAACCAAUCCCAUUAUCAAAGGUGUACAGUUUAGAGAACAGCACCGAAGAAAUGGAAAGAAUAAAAAGAAGUAAAGCUAUUAUUACAGAGGACAACAAAGUAAGUGGCGUAACAUGCUGCUCUCGCCUGUUGGGUUGUUCGUAUUUGUCUCCUUGGGUACUCCCUGAACCUUAUGUGCACACGGUACCGCUCUGUUCCCAAGAUGAGUUCUUGAUCCUGGGCAAUCGUGCUCUAUUUGAAAGGGUCUCUUACCAGGAGGCUGUGUGCACUGUGCAGGCUGUGCGAGAUCCACAUGCUGCUGCAAAGAAGCUGUGUUCCCUUGCUCAGAGUUACGGCUGUAAAGACAACAUUGAUGCUUUGGUGGUGUCGCUCCUCACUGGUGUGGAAAGAUGUACAUGUGAAAACAAUGUCAGUGAGCCACAUCUGGGACUUCCUGUAAACUCUCCACCUCUAACUGUUCCUCCAAUGCCCUCAGAGCCAGCUGCUUUGUCACCCUGCUGUGGUGGUGUGUGGAACAGUGAAACUUUAGAGAAGGGCAGUGAGGCUAUGUCCAUUCCAUCUGAUGAGCAUACUCCACACUCAGAGAGGAGUUGCAGUAUUCACCCUGCCACACUCGUGUGUGGGAUCAUGGUGCCAGGAUCCUUAAAUCAGCACCCUGGCAUCUUCCAGAGGCAACCAUCUUGUGCUACUUUCUCAAACAACCAAUCAGACAACAACUUGGACAGUGAUGACGAGGCUCAGGUUCAUGGGGUCAUCUCAAACGGCAGCAAGAUGGAAGUGGAGGAAGCAGUGGAGGCUCCUAAGAAAAAGUCGGGCUACUUUACUGCCUCAGCACAGCAAGACCCAGAGGACCAGCUCAUAAUACCACCAUGUCUGGAGCAAGAGGUGCGGGAGCAGCUUCGAGGACAAACAUCUGUGGUGUCGUGCAUUUCAACAGCAUCUUUAACCUCUGCCCUCACCACUUCUGUGUGGCAUCAGCCACACGCCUCAGUAUUUACCCCUCCACUGAUUUCUGCAGCAGGCCCUUCCCCUAUGACCCAACAAGAAGUGUAUGACACUGCCCUCUAG